AUGCGGCCGCGACUUCCCGACACCAAACUCAAACCGGCCGCCGCACCACCACGCCGCCCGCCUCCUCCUCCGGCAGCCGCCCGCCUCCUCUCCACCGCCGCGCCACCUUCCGACCCAUGCCACCUCCAGCAACAGCAGCAGCAGCAGCAGCUCGACCUCGAUGACCACAUCGCCCGGGGCGACCUCACGCGCGCCCGCCACCUGUUCGACCGAAUGCCGGACCCGGACGCCCGCGCGUACAACUCCCUCAUCCGGGCCUACUCCUGGCGCGGCCCCGCCCACGCCGCCGGCGCGCUCGCCCUCUACGCUGCCAUGCUCCGCGACGCCCGCUGCCCGCCCAACAAGUACACCUUCCCCUUCGUCCUCAAGGCCUGCUCCGCCCUCCAGGACCUCCGCGCGGGCCGCGCCAUCCACCGCCACGCCGCCCGCGCGGGCCUCCACGCCGACCUCUUCGUGUGCACCGCCCUCAUCGACCUCUACAUGAAGUGCGCCCGCUUCGUCCCUGCCGCCGCCGUCUUCCACGCCAUGCCCGCCAGGGACGCCGUCGCGUGGAACGCCAUGCUUGCCGGCUACGCGCUGCACGGCAUGUACCACCACGCGCUCGAGUGCCUCCUCCGCAUGCAGGAGGGAUGCGCCAGCCUCAGGCCCAACGCCUCCACCCUCGUCGCCCUCCUCCCGCUGCUCGCCCAGCAGAGCGCGCUCUGUCAAGGAAAGUCGGUGCAUGCCUACAGCGUCCGUGCCUCUCUCCACGACAAGGACGGGGUGCUCGUCGGCACCGCGCUGCUGGACAUGUACGCAAAGUGCGGGGAAUUGCUCUACGCACGCAGGGUCUUCGAGGCCAUGCCCAUCAGGAACGAUGUUACUUGGAGCGCCAUCAUUGGAGGUUUUGUGGUUUGCGGCAGGAUGACGGAGGCCUUCGGUCUGUUCAAGGACAUGCUGGCACAAGGACUGGGCUUCCUUUCCCCGACCUCCGUCGCCAGCGCUCUCAGAGCCUGCGCCAGCCUGGCUGAUCUCCACAUCGGUAAACAGCUUCAUGUCUUGCUUGCGAAAUCUGGCCUCCACUCUGACCUGACCGCCGGGAACUCGCUCCUCUCGAUGUAUGCCAAGGCUGGGUUGAUCGACGAAGCUACUGCCCUUUUUGAUGAGAUGGCGGCCAAGGACACGGUCUCUUACAGUGCGCUCGUAUCAGGAUAUGUGCAGAAUGGCAUGGCGGAUGCAGCGUUUCUCGUCUUCAGGAAGAUGCAGGCCUGCAACGUACAGCCGGAUGUUGCCACAAUGGUGUCACUCAUCCCAGCGUGUGCACACCUGGCGGCUUUGCAGCAUGGCAAGUGCAGCCAUGGUUCCGUCAUAGUUCGUGGAAUGGCACCAGAGACCUCUAUCUGCAAUGCCUUGAUGGAUAUGUAUGCAAAGUGUGGAAGGAUUGGUCUCUCCAGACAGAUCUUUGAUGUCAUGCCAGCUCGGGAUAUUGUGUCGUGGAAUACUAUGAUUGCGGGAUACGGAAUCCAUGGUCUCGGGAAAGAAGCCACUGCGCUGUUCUUGGACAUGAACAAUCACGCUUGUGAACCUGAUGGCGUCACAUUCAUUUGCCUAAUUUCGGCGUGCAGCCAUUCCGGGCUCGUGACUGAAGGGAAACGCUGGUUUCACAUGAUGGCACAUAAGUAUGGUAUAACUCCAAGGAUGGAGCACUAUAUCAGCAUGGUUGAUCUUUUGGCGAGGGGGGGUUUCCUUGAUGAAGCCUAUCAGUUUAUCCAGAGCAUGCCAAUGAAAGCAGAUGUUCGUGUAUGGGGAGCCUUGCUUGCAGCUUGCCGGGUUCAUAAGAACAUCGAUUUAGGAAAGCAAGUAGCUAGGAUGAUCCAGAAACUAGGACCUGAGGGGACUGGUAACUUUGUUCUGUUGUCCAACAUGUUCAGUGCCGCUGGGAGAUUUGACGAGGCAGCAGAAGUUCGAAUAAUACAGAAGGAGAAGGGGUUCAAGAAGAGCCCUGGCUGCAGUUGGAUCGAGAUAAAUGGCUCUCUGCAUGCAUUUAUUGGCGGGGACAGAUCUCAUCCACGGUCACCUGAGAUAUAUCAAGAGCUGGAUAACAUCCUGGUAGAUAUUAAUAAAUUGGGUUACCAGGCUGAUACAAGUUUUGUUCUCCAAGAUCUUGAGGAAGAGGAAAAGGAGAAGGCGCUUCUUUAUCACAGCGAAAAGCUAGCAAUAGCUUUUGGUGUCCUCACACUUAGUGAAGAUAAGACCAUUUUUGUUACGAAGAAUCUCCGUGUGUGUGGAGAUUGCCAUACUGUUAUCAAGUACAUGAGCUUAGUCAGGAGAAGGGAUAUAAUCGUCAGAGAUGCCAAUAGGUUUCAUCAUUUCAAGAAUGGGCAAUGCAGCUGUGGAGAUUUUUGGUGA
Molecule: messenger RNA, 2388 nt
Organism: Triticum turgidum subsp. durum (durum wheat)
Lineage: Eukaryota; Viridiplantae; Streptophyta; Magnoliopsida; Poales; Poaceae
Source: the annotation of a GenBank genome assembly